GAUAACUUCCUUUCCGGCAUAUUUUUGCGGGACCUAGUGAACCGUAUCAAUGGCAAAGGAAUAUCAGAAGGCGAUGGGAUCUCCUAUUUGGAUUUCACCGAUGGAUUGCCGUUGGACGCGCGUUCUCUCACCAGAGACCUGGAGGAGGAGCAGCUGUUGGACUACGACGGUCUAGCAGAGGUUAGCCUGCAUCCCAGCAUAAGGGAUCAGGAAUACCUCCAGCACAGCACCCUUUGGGGAAAACAGUUUGGUCCGGGAGGGGCAGGGGAAGGAAACCAGCUGAUGCGAAAUCAAGGAAUGAAGGCUAAACAGGAAGUCAAAACUGAUACCACCCUGCCAGCCUAUUGUAAUCCUCCAAAUCCGUGCCCAGUGGGUUAUACUGAGGAACAAGGAUGCAUUAUGGACUUCGAAAACUCUGCUUCGUACAGUCGUCGAUAUCAAGCUGUCCAAGACUGCAUGUGCGACACUGAGCAUAUGUUCGACUGCCCAAACCCAAAUGGACCGAUGGUGGAUGAUCCCAUGGAAUCAAUGGACGAUAUGGACUUCAAUCGCCUUCUGCAACAAUCUUUAAAGAUGGGCCAGCUAUAUCCUCACAAGAAUUUGGUUGCCAAAAAGUACUAUCAUCCAAAUGAACAGAGCAAGAAAACAAAUCCAUUCUUGUCUGGCGAGAAGCUCCCAGUGGCAGCAAAGAAAGGCAACAACGUCCUUUUCUAAACCGGAAACGGACGACCGGAAGCUAUGAAGCUCCUUCGACGAUUGAUCACGUACCUCGUAAUCGACUCUGGCUAUGACAAAGGCUGACGAGCUGAAGAACAAUAAUUAACCUUUCCAAAUCCCCCAACCCUUGACAAAACUUAGAUAGUAGUUGCUUUUUAUGUGACGCGUAUUCUUAAAUAAACUUAAAAGGAACCCAUACUUUUAAAGAUGACGGAUACGAUCCGUUGAAAUUUGUAACUCACGAUCGCAGAAAAAAAAUUCUCUUAGGAAUGAUAACAACCAGGUCCCAGUAAGGAAACUUAUUUCAGUAGUUUUUUUAUUCGGACCCAGCAUGGCACAUCAAUGUCGACCAACUUAAGUGUCGUUCUAGGCCCUAUUGACUUUAGCCGAUAUCCUACCAGCAAAAAGGACGAGAUGGACAUCUUUCCACCAUAUCCUAUUUGAACAGCAAGGAUCUCGGCUAAAAUCAAAACGUUGCUUAAGUCAGGUGCAUGAGUUAACUUUCUAAACCGAUACAAGACUUGAUGCAAUCUAGUUGUUGAGUUUGUCUUGCAUUUAUAUAUCAUAAAAGAGGUGGAUAUAACCGAAACUUAGCUAUGUCUCUUACUAUUGAUAACAUAAACUGUUAACGUAUUAAUGUUCCAUUGAUGUUUAAUAAAGUAUUUAUGAAUGUUACUGAAGUUAAGUGGUUAACCAUUUUUCCAAUCAAGCUUCUUAAGUGUAAAAGUCUAUUCUAAUUUAUUGGACGAAAAACGCGCUGGCAGCAUUCUCUGUAUGUCAGUUGUCGAAUAAAUGUAUUCUCUUAAUGUAAC
This is a messenger RNA of Anoplophora glabripennis (Asian longhorned beetle), 1529 nucleotides long. RefSeq names its product neuroendocrine protein 7B2. Gene Ontology annotation, biological process: regulation of hormone secretion; neuropeptide signaling pathway. Gene Ontology annotation, cellular component: secretory granule. NCBI's taxonomy places the organism in Eukaryota, Metazoa, Arthropoda, Insecta, Coleoptera, Cerambycidae. Gene Ontology annotation, molecular function: enzyme regulator activity. The record is from RefSeq and is a predicted model, not a curated record.